AUGCUCUACACGCUCGCCGCUUUCAGGUGCAAGAGAAAAAUCCGAGAUCUAAGAACAUACAUGAGGCGAGCCACAGCUGAGGAUCAACUCAGCCUGAUGCACUUGUUUCAGUCACCCUCGCCACAAGCGAAGGCAGCUAUCUCGCGCACGCUGUUCAAGGCUUCGGGCAGCCAGAGGAAGCAAUGCAAGAUCCUGUGUCUGGACGAAGCGCUGUCAGCUGCCCUGUCGAUCCGACCCUCCUCGUCUUUGUGGGAGUGUCAUACGCCGUUUGCGCGGUUUGACAUUUUAUGA
Messenger RNA from Ustilago hordei, 291 nucleotides. RefSeq lists its product as uncharacterized. The record is from RefSeq and is a predicted model, not a curated record. The coding region runs from base 1 to 291 and encodes 96 amino acids. The transcript has a single exon. NCBI's taxonomy places the organism in Eukaryota, Fungi, Basidiomycota, Ustilaginomycetes, Ustilaginales, Ustilaginaceae.